UAGAUAGGCAGGCCACACAAUAAUUUGUAGGAGAGAGAAAAACAUUUACACCUUGGUAUUGUCAAACUUCUAGUCUAGUAUUGUAAGAUCAUAAUCUGAUCUGAUUAAUAUUUCAUAGUUCUGGUUUCUUUUCUUCAGAUAUUUUUGUCACUCUGCGUAUCUUUCACUCUUCACACUCCACACUUGCAAUUGAUCUAGAUCUUUGGUAUCACCUCAUCAAUACUUUAUUCACUUGUUUUUCCAUUCUUUCUCACAUUAACAACACUUCAUUCCAUGGAAAGCUUCGAAUCCAGGUACUUAAAUUGUUGCAAAAGGCACAAGGUGCUGCCUAAUUCUACAAUUCUGAGGUCUCUUUCCAAGGCUGAGCGUCAGAAAUCAUUUCAAAAGGAAACUAGUCUCGUAGUUGUACUGGACCACAUGAAGGAUGUUGACUUCUCACCUCUUAUUGAUUUGAUCAAUGGAAUGUGUUCUUCCGAUGUUGAUGCUGUUGAUAUACUCAAUGAAUCACCUUGUAUUCUUAAUGAAGAUCAGGUUCUUUCACUGAUGUGUGCAGCCAACCAGAAACUCCGCACAGUUAAUCUUCAAGAUUUGCCAUUUACAAAACGCUUCUUGAGGUACCUAUUUCGAAGCGGUUUGUGCUGUCAAGUUUUGAAGUUGAGCUCCUCUAGUCUUCAGAAACUUGACAUGGUUGGAAGCUUUAUGCAAUUACGAGAACUCAAUUUGGACUUCUGCACCUCACUUACUACACUACACAAAGAUUGUUUCUCUCACAUGCCCAACUUAAUGCAUCUUUCUAUGUGUGAGACACGAAUUGCUAAUCUUUGGACAACUACCGUUGCCCUCUCUAAGCUUCCAUCACUCGUAGAACUUCGAUUUCAGAACUGUUUGUGCUGCGAAGAUACUGGCCCGUGUCCUGCACAUUCUACCAAUAAAUCUGGUUUUCAUGUCAGAAACGCUGAUUGUUCGAGUGGACAGAGUAAUACAUGUUCCAAUCAUCUACAAACUUUAAACUUAUUGGAUUUAUCUUCUGAUCCCUCUUCUUGUUUGAAAAAGGAUUAUUGUAAUGUACAAGAUGGGUAUGACUUUGACCUCAGUGAAGGCCUAAAAGUUGUUUCUGCAAGAAAGAAGUACAUUUCACACCAUCCUUCACCUUUAUGCUUCGAGAAGUACUACAGGGAGUUCUUAAUCGCUUCCUUAUCACGAUUAGAGGUUUUAGACAAUAUAUCCAUUGGAAAGAAAGACAAAGAUUUAGCUCAGGUGAUAUAUAGUACAUAUUUCGAGUACUUGCCGUAUAAAAGACGCGAAGAAGAGAGCGUUUGCCGCAUCCUUCAUAACCGUGAAAUUGCAUCCAGUGGAACCCCCUUCAAGUCCAAGCACUCGUCUCUUCGUAGGACGGAUCAGUAUACUUUCUCAAGGUCUCUUUGUGCGGCUAAGCUAGGUGCCUCACCAUGGCCUCUUUUACAUUCGCUUUCUAGUGUUAGCUGCAUUUCAAAUGAAGAGAGUAGGAGGUUCCGUCCCAGGCAAUUCGAAUAUCAUCCUUCUGACUCCAGCCUUAUGGCUUUUGGAACUUUGGAUGGAGAAGUGGUGGUGAUCAACCAUGAGAAUGGCAAGAAGGUUUCUUACAUGCCACUCUUGGGAGCAAGGAAUAGCAUUCUGGGACUCUGCUGGCUUAAAAAGUACCCCUCCAAGGUACUUGCUGGUUCUGAUAAUGGUAUGUUGAGAUUGUAUGACAUCAGUAACACUUCAGCAAAGGGUGCAGAUUCCUGUUUCGGGGGUGCUUUUAGCACCUCUGACAAGCUCGAUCAGUUGACUUCAGUUCAUAUCAACUCAAUGGACGAACUGCUUCUUGUGAGUGGUUACACAAGAAACAUAGCCUUGUAUGAUAUGGUUACAGGAAAACGGUCACAGUUGUUCAGUAAUCUACAUCAAGAGCCCAUUAAUGUUGCCAAAUUUUCCCAUCUCUCCCCUUUUAUGUUUGCGACUUCAUCAUUUGAUCAUGAUGUGAAAAUGUGGGAUAUUAGGCAAAGUAUGGCCCGACCUUGCUAUACUGCUACUAGCUCAAGAGGCAAUGUGAUGGUUUGCUUUUCCCCUGAUGACCAGUAUCUGCUCGUGUCAGCUGUUGAUAAUGAGGUGAAACAACUUUUGGCUGCUGAUGGGAGACUGCACACAGAUUUUGGUAUUGCUUCAAGUGGAAGUUCACAUAACUAUACGCGUUCAUAUUACAUGAAUGGGAGCGACUAUAUUAUCACGGGCAGUUCUGAUGAGCAUGUUGUCCGCAUUUGUUGUGCUCAGACAGGAAGACGACUAAGAGAUGUUUAUUUUGAGGGAAAAGGCUCAGACAAAGCAAUGUUUGUGCAGUCAUUAAGGAGUGACCCUUUCAGACCGUUUAACAUGAGCAUCUUAGCAUCUUACGCGCAAUCAAACUCCAAGUGUGAGAUAAUCAAGGUAAAUUUGCUGUCAUCUAGCGAGGAUGGUGAAGACGAUACUUAUUUACAGGAGUUUUGCCCGUCUUUUAGCCUUGGGGGUUGAUCCUACCGAAUCAUAUGUUAAUAUAUUUGGAUUGUGGAUCAAAGUGUGGUGUGAGAUGCAGUAAAGCAGGACAUGAAGGAUGUAUGACAUUUUGCCAACUUUGCUGCAAGAAGUGCAAUUGUGUUCCAUCUGGAACUUAUGGCAACAAACACGAAUGCCCUUGUUACAGAGACAUGAGGAACUCUAAGGGCAAA
This is a messenger RNA of Spinacia oleracea (spinach), 2723 nucleotides long. RefSeq names its product protein DWD HYPERSENSITIVE TO UV-B 1-like. Gene Ontology annotation, biological process: cellular response to UV-B. The record is from RefSeq and is a predicted model, not a curated record. Gene Ontology annotation, molecular function: protein binding. NCBI's taxonomy places the organism in Eukaryota, Viridiplantae, Streptophyta, Magnoliopsida, Caryophyllales, Amaranthaceae. The coding region runs from base 274 to 2529 and encodes 751 amino acids. Gene Ontology annotation, cellular component: Cul4-RING E3 ubiquitin ligase complex. The transcript has 11 exons.